Molecule: messenger RNA, 1600 nt
Organism: Sipha flava (yellow sugarcane aphid)
Lineage: Eukaryota; Metazoa; Arthropoda; Insecta; Hemiptera; Aphididae
Product: alpha-tocopherol transfer protein-like
Exons: 6
Coding region: 301-1176 (291 amino acids)
Cellular component (GO): membrane
Molecular function (GO): phosphatidylinositol bisphosphate binding
Source: RefSeq, a predicted model, not a curated record
AACACAUUCGGUUCGCUAGUCGUCGCGCAGUGCUCGUCGAACGAUAAUCUCGCGACGGCAAGAAGCUUAACGCGCACCGGUACGUUUGACGGCGUUUUACACCGAGAUAUAUUUCGCUGCUCGAAAGCCGCCCGACGUCAGUUCGGUCCUCGCGAGUCGCGAUAGUAUCGCGUUUCAGAAAACCGAUAUUGUGCGUUAGCGUUCGGUUUCGUUCUAUUUUUUUCCCCUUAUCCUCCGCUGGUCCACGGAUCCUGCACGGUUUGGUGUUGUAGUGUUCGAGACGUAUCCCGUGCCCGCGCCAUGUAUUCCCCGUCGACUCCGUUCAACGAGUACCUGGAGGUCGAGCAAGCCAAAUACCCUGAGCUCAAACUCGACGACAUCGAGAAGUUAAAAGAGUCUCUGGCCGACGAUCAGACGUUGCCGCCGAUAUCAGAAAAAACAUACUUAGCGUUUCUGCACAGCUGCAAGUUUGAUAUUGAGCUAGCCAAAAAAACUAUCAAGAAGUUUUAUAGAUAUAACUUCGAUAUCCCUCAAAUAUUUUGCGAAUUGGAUCCAUUAUCCGAAGAUAUUGAAAACACUUAUAACUGUUUGAGCAUAUGUCAAAUGCCGACGGUCAACACUGAUAAAAGUGAUCGAGUUCUAUAUAUUCAGUUCAGAGACUACAAUCCCGAAAUGUUGGAUUUCGUAUCAGCUUAUAAAUACCUCGUCAUGUGGAUGCAAUAUUCGCUGUUGAGACAUGGAACUUGUGAUGGAAUAAUCGUCGUAAUUGAUGCAAAAGGGUUGAGUUGGCGUCAUAUUCUAAAAAUUCCCAUCAGCAUAACCAUGCAAUUGAUAAAAUACAUGGAGGUAGCCCUGCCAGUUCGUUUAAAGUCGAUACAUGUAUUAAACUGCGGAUCAGCCAUACAGGUGGUAAUGAAAAUGAUUACAAAAAUCGCUAAUCAAGAACUACUAGGAAAAAUACAACUCCAUCAAGUCGGUUCCAACAAUAUUUUCGAUUACGUGCCGAAAAAACUAAUGCCUUUGGAAACCGGAGGGUAUGGAAAAUCUCACACUUUCUACAACGACGAGCUGUACAACAACAUCGGUGACAUCCAAGAUUAUUUCCUCGAACAGAACGAAGUGUUAAACAAUCAAUUGGCGUACAACAAGCAACGGAUGGUCGAAGACAACGAAUAGAAGAAACGGGGUGGCAGGGGUUGAGGGAGGGAAACGAAAUUAUUAUUACCAUUAUUUUUCGAUUAUCUUAACGCAUUAGUAUUAGCAACGCUAAUGGAACGCAUUGGUUUCAUGCGUUGUAAUAUUAUUUUAAGUGAAAUAUUUUGUUGCUUCGCGAUUAACGUGCCAUCAUUAAUAUUACCUUACUCGCAACGAUAUCGGCAGCUAAACGUACUGCAAAGCAGUUACUGUGCGCGCUUAUUUACGCACAUAUUUAUUAUAGCUUUUUGAUUUUUUUGUUCACGCAUCGUACGUUGCGCCGCGAGUUAUGACGUAUUUAGUAUUGACGAUUUUGUAUUUUUUUUUUUAUAUUUUUAUAUAAGUAUAUUUUUUCGCGCUAUUGGAUAAAGCUGACUUACGUUGGAAAUAAAAACAAAAAAAUAUA